Phalaenopsis equestris is the source of this 2033-nucleotide messenger RNA. RefSeq lists its product as uncharacterized. Lineage: Eukaryota; Viridiplantae; Streptophyta; Magnoliopsida; Asparagales; Orchidaceae. The transcript is spliced from 4 exons. The coding region runs from base 1 to 1740 and encodes 579 amino acids. The record is from RefSeq and is a predicted model, not a curated record.
AUGUUCUCCCAAUGCUUAUCCACACCGACCAAAAAGUCACGUUUCCGCGUUUCAACUGCAUCGCAGUUCUCGUACUCCCAGACAUCGCACGGUUCCCACUGGCGGCGAGAAGACGCAUGUGUUUCUUUUUGGUUGAAGAAGGAAAAGAGGCUGCCUGAGAUCUGCUUCUACGCCGUUCUUCUCUCCGUUGAACUCUGGAACCCUAACCCUAACUCUAAAACUAAUCUCGGCAUCUCGAUGGCUUCCGGUGGGUCCUCGGUGCACUCAGCGGCGGGUUCGAGAUCGUUUGAUUUUGGAUCCGAUGACGUGCUGUGUUUUUUCGAUGACUGCACGUUGAAAUUGGAUCCAAUGGCCAAUGGAAAGCGUUUUGAUUCGUCGAGUAAGGAUCUCCACGAGAACAGAGUGAGGAGCCCUUCAGCUAAUAUAUAUGGAUCAGAGGAGUUUUCUAGAGAAGAUGUAAUAUACAUCAUUGAAAAGUUCAUGAAAAAAUAUUCAGACAAGCUUACGAUUCAUCUUGAGGGAAUCAGCGGGAGGCUAACACAGUUGGAGUUGUUUUGCUACAAGCUUGAAAGAUCAAUCGGUGAAUUUCGUACUGAUGUAAUCCGUGAUCACAGUGAAGCCAACUUGUAUCUCAAGUCUCUUGAUAAGCAUGUUCAUGAAGUCCACAGGUCGGUACAGAUCAUCAGGGACAAACAAGAGCUUUUUGAGACCCAAACGGAGCUGACUAAACUGCAGCUCUCACAGAAAGACUCAAUCAACGUGAGCUACUCUCAGAAAAAUUAUAAGGAUAUUAAUACAGCUCCUUCAGAAAUUAAAGCCAACUAUGAAAGCAAUGAUGAACCAAACCAGCAGUUGGCUCUUACUCUUCCAUGCCAAAUAUCCUCACCUCCACCGUCAAUUUGCAUCGCACCUCCUUAUAAAAACCAUCCUGAACAAGAUUUGCCACUGCAGCAAUCUCAACCUGUCUCUUUUAGUGUACUUCCACGGGAUUACUAUGUUAUGAAUCAAGCUAAUGCAUAUUAUCAUACCCACCACCAACCAUUUUUAAUGGAGCAGCAGAGCCAAAACCCGCAACCUGAGCUACAUUACGCACAACACAGGGUUAAAAUGCAAGAUAUUUCAGUUCAACCACCACCAAAGCAGGAACACAAUGUGGCAGCAAACCAACCUAUCCAGCAACCGCCAUUGCCUCAGUACCAGCAGCAUUGGUCUCAGCCAAUGCAACCACAACAACCUUCCGCAAGAGUUCAAUCUCCAAGGUUCCAAACUCCAACUGCCUAUGCAUCAUAUGCUCUUAAUCCACACGCUAACAAAAUUCCUGAGGCACACCAAGGCAGCAGUAUUUUGCAGUCAACUCCAUACGCCACCUCACAAUCUGUUAGUCACGAAGGUUCAACCAACACUAAUUCUCAUCUUCCACCUCAACUUAAUAUGCAGCAGCAACAGGUCCCUCAGGCCAGCCAAGUUUCCUUUGUGCCGCCGCGACUAGCUGAUUGCGGUUAUUUGGGAACAAGCACUUAUCCUCCUCUGGGUUAUAAAGCUGUUUAUGCCAAUGAUGGGAACAGAGCUCCUCAUCUUCAGAGUUGUCAUCUUGGAAGCUAUCCACCAAUUGGUAAUGCAGCCGCUUCCCUGAUCGCGGUUCAUCACCCCUAUGCAGACAUGAUUGAGAAAGCAGUUGGCAUGGGCUAUCCAAGGGACCAGAUAGUUGGCGUUGUCUUGGGAACUGCCGAAAGCGGUUAAUCGCUUGCCUUCAUGAUCUUGCUAGAACAAGGCAUUUCAGAGAGGUGACUCAUACGCUCUUGUUCAAUUUAUUUGCUUCUAAUAACUGCUGCUAAUAAUUUAUGUGCUUGGUUACUAUGUAAAUAUUAAGAAUGCCCCAAAUUGCUGGAGUUUUAGUACGGCAUGUCUGUUAUCUGCCUAACCCGGGGUCUGUACGAGGUCUUAUAGAAGAUUCCCCCGCAAUUUUAUAGUGGGCGGAAAGCUUCAGCGUUCUGUAGUCGGGAAGUUGGAACUGUGAUGGUUUUAUGAAUCCA